Molecule: messenger RNA, 2707 nt
Organism: Anguilla rostrata (American eel)
Lineage: Eukaryota; Metazoa; Chordata; Actinopteri; Anguilliformes; Anguillidae
Gene: pcsk1
Product: proprotein convertase subtilisin/kexin type 1
Exons: 14
Coding region: 353-2662 (769 amino acids)
Biological process (GO): peptide hormone processing
Cellular component (GO): neuron projection; membrane
Molecular function (GO): serine-type endopeptidase activity
Source: RefSeq, a predicted model, not a curated record
CUCCUACUCCAGGUAGAUUCGAAAUUGACGUCAGACCCCUUCGUAAUUUGACGUGUAAACAUUUUUUUUUUUUCCUUUUCAUGGUUUACUCCGUGGCUUUCAACGUCAACUCAACAAGGCAAAGAAGCGGCUGUGGGUUCGCUUCCUCUCUCCCGGUUGCCAGACAUAUCUGUAGAUAGCCUACAUGUACAUAGCAGCCAUCAUAAACAUUACCGGUUAAGGAGCAAGCGCGUAUUUAUUUAUUGGUCUAUUUAGUUUAGUUUUUUUUUUUCGUUCUUCUUUUCCCACAUCUUCCUUGGUGGCUUUGUAAAUACAGCAAAUCAAUAUAUUUAAUAUAGUUGUAUUUUCUGCAAUGGAUGUGAGAUGUCGCCCGCUGGUGAUGUACUCAGCUGCUCUCGUGGUUUUCUGCGCGCUCGCUCGCGCCGUGGACGCUUCUGCCGAGAACAGACAGUAUCUGAACGAAUGGGCGGUGGAAAUUCCAGGCGGACCCGACGCCGCUCGGGCAAUCGCCGAAGAAUUGGGCUACGAAUUGGUCAGACAGAUCGGGGCCCUGGAAAACCACUAUUUAUUCAAGCACUACAGCCAUCCUCGCCGAGCCAAAAGAAGUGCCGGCCACAUCACCAAGAGACUGUCAGAGGAUGACAGGGUGUCGUGGGCGGAGCAACAGUACGAGAAGCAGCGUAGGAAGCGUGCACCGUUGCCGGGGGGAUGCCAAAACUGCCCCGUGGAAAAGCUCUUCGACGACCCCAUGUGGAACCAGCAGUGGUACCUGCAAGACACCAGGACGUCCCCGUCCCAGCCCAAACUGGACCUCCACGUCAUCCCCGUGUGGAAGAAGGGCAUCACGGGGAAGGGCGUGGUCAUCACCGUGCUGGACGACGGGCUGGAGUGGAACCACACGGACAUCUACCCCAACUACGAUCCGGCAGCAAGUUAUGACUUCAACGACAACGACCCUGAUCCGUUUCCCAGAUACGACUCGACCAAUGAGAACAAGCACGGGACCAGAUGUGCUGGGGAAAUCGCCAUGCAGGCCGACAACAACAAGUGUGGCGUGGGAGUGGCUUACAACUCCAAGGUUGGAGGUAUCCGGAUGCUGGAUGGGAUCGUGACGGACGCCAUCGAGGCGAGCUCCAUCGGCUUCAGCCCCGACCACGUGGACAUCUACAGCGCCAGCUGGGGCCCCAACGACGACGGCAAGACGGUGGAGGGGCCCGGCCGGCUGGCCCAGAAGGCCUUCGAGUACGGCAUCCAGAAGGGGCGGGGCGGAAAGGGUUCGAUUUUUGUCUGGGCCUCCGGGAACGGGGGCAGGCAGGGGGACAACUGCGACUGCGACGGCUACACGGACAGCAUCUACACCAUCUCCAUCAGCAGCGCCUCGCAGCAGGGCGUGUCCCCCUGGUACGCCGAGAAGUGCUCCUCCACCCUGGCCACCGCCUACAGCAGCGGCGACUACACCGACCAGAGAAUCACCAGCGCAGACCUGCACAAUGAAUGCACAGAGACGCACACAGGAACGUCCGCCUCCGCCCCACUGGCUGCUGGGAUAUUCGCCCUGGCUCUGGAGCAAAAUCCUGAUCUGACCUGGAGGGACCUGCAGCACCUGGUGGUUUGGACCUCGGAGUUCGACCCACUGGCCAACAACCCCGGGUGGAAGAAGAACGGAGCCGGACUCAUGGUGAACAGCCGAUUCGGGUUCGGCCUCCUGAACGCCAAGGCCCUGGUGGACCUGGCCGACCCCAAGGUGUGGAAGCACGUGCCCGAGAAGAAGCAGUGCAUCGUGAAGGACGAGACCUUCGAACCCAGGGUUUUAAAAGCGGCAGGCGAGAUCACCAUAGAGAUCCCCACCAAAGCCUGUUCCGGACAGGACAACGCUAUCAAGUCCCUGGAGCACGUGCAGAUGGAGGCCAGCAUCGAUUACACGCGCCGGGGGGACCUCCACAUCACACUCACCUCCCCCUCAGGCACCAGCACCGUCCUGUUGGCUGAGAGGGAGAGGGACACCUCCUCCAACGGAUUUAAGAACUGGGACUUCAUGUCGGUGCACUCAUGGGGGGAAGACCCUGCCGGGACCUGGACCCUAAAAAUCACCGAUGUGUCGGGGCGGAUGGAGAACGAGGGGCAGAUUGUCAGCUGGAAGUUGAUCCUGCACGGGACGUCCGAGCGCCCGGUGCACAUGAAGUCGGGGCGGGUCUACGUCCCCUACAACGCCGUCCAGAACGACCGCAGGGGCGUGGAGAAAAUGGAGGAGGUCCCUACCGAAGCUCAGGUAGCCAAGAAGGCCUCGCCCGCAACCGUGUCUCCACCAGGGGGCGCCCUGCAGGAAGGCGCCUCCUCCGCCGCCCUCAUGCGUCUGCUCCAGACCGCCUUCAACCGGCAGACGCCCGCCGGCAAGCCCCGCCCCGCCCGUCCCUUACCGCCCACCAGCCCCGCCCACCAGAGGGAGGGGCAGGAAGUGGAGGAGGGGCCGAAGAGCGCCGCCCCCCGAAUCUCCUACCAGAAUCUGUACCAGGCUCUGGACCGGCUGAACCGCUACCAGAGCCCGGAGGAGAGCCUGUACAGCGACUACAGCGAUGGCUUCUACAGCGCCAAGCCCUACAGGCACCGUGACGACAGACUGCUGCAGGCCUUCUUCGACAUGCUCGCGGACGGCAGCCAGUGAGGCCGGCCACAGGGGGCGCCAGAGAGUCGGGGGGGGGGGGGGGGG